UCAUGAUUUAGCCCGAGACUAUAACUGAAACCAAAAUGGUUCUCGAAAGUACAAUUAUUUGUGUUGACAACAGUGAUUAUAUGCGAAAUGGAGAUUUUGUACCUACUCGUAUGCAAGCUCAACAAGAUGCAGUUAACCUUGUUUGCAUGUCCAAAACACGAUCAAAUCCAGAGAAUAAUGUUGGCCUUUUGAAAAUGGCACAAGCAGAGGUACUUGUGACUUUAACCUCAGACGUUGGCAGAAUUUUAGCAAAGCUGCAUCAGGUUCAACCAUGUGGAGAAAUCAAUUUUAUGACAGCAGUUAGAGUUGCACAUUUGGCUUUAAAGCAUAGACAGGGAAGAAAUCACAAGCUUAGAAUUGUUGUAUUUGUGGGAAGUCCUAUUGAUUUGGAUGAAAAAGAGAUUGUUAAAGUAGCCAAGCGAUUAAAGAAAGAGAAAGUCAAUGUUGAUGUUGUCAACUUCGGAGAAGAGGGACUGAACACAGAUAAACUCACUGCUUUUGUUAAUGCUAUAAAUGGAAAAGAUGGAACUAGCUCUCAUCUCGUGACUGUUCCUCCUGGACCCAUGCUCUCUGAUGCCCUUCUGAGUUCACCUGUCAUAGUUGGAGAAGAUGGUGCUGGCGCUAACAUGACCGGGGCUGGUUUUGAAUUUGGAGUUGAUCCUAAUGAAGACCCAGAGCUUGCAUUGGCACUUCGUGUAUCGAUGGAGGAACAACGGGCUCGCCAGGAAAGGGAAAUAAGACAAAAUACUGCCGCAACUACUGGAGAGUUAGGAGUUAUUUCAGCAGCUUCUGUGGAAGAAGAAAUGUUGGAGAAGGCAUUAGGUGCAUCAUUGAAUCCAGAUGACUCUGUGCCACAGUCCAGUAACCCCACCCCUGUAGAGAUGGAUUUCGCAUCAAUGUCUGAGGAUGAACAAGUAGCUUAUGCAGUCAGACUCUCAAUGCAAAACUCAGGGAUGGGAGCUUUUGAUGGUGGUGCUGCACCAAUGGAGACAGAUACUAUAGGUGGGGCCCCUGCCAGACCUGACAAAAAGGAGGAGGAAGAGGACUACUCAGAGGUGAUGAAUGAUCCUGACUUUCUUCAAAAUGUUUUCCAAAAUCUUCCUGGAGUUGACCCCAACAGUGAUGUUAUUCAAAGUGCAAUGAGUAGUCUAAUCAAGAAAGAUGAUAAAAAAGAUGAUAAGAAAAAGGAUGACAAAAAAUAACUAAACCGGCUAAGAUUUUUGUACGGACAAAGUGUUAAAGAUGGAUUUAUUUCUUUGAAUUUGAAUUUUUUUCUGUGUCUAUGGUCUAAUUUAAAAAUCUGCCUACAAAGUAUUUUCAGUUGCAUUUUAGCUUAUAUUUUGUCUCACUGUAAGGUACUGAAUCAUAGGUCCAAACUGUGUAUCCUUCUUGAGCUAAGUUGAAUAAAUUAAUUCUGGAAGUUAACAAUAAUUUAUGUUUUGUGAAAGUUUGAAGGAGGCUAAAUAAAGUCUUAACGUUAUAAUAUGUUU
Physella acuta is the source of this 1490-nucleotide messenger RNA. RefSeq names its product 26S proteasome non-ATPase regulatory subunit 4. The record is from RefSeq and is a predicted model, not a curated record. Lineage: Eukaryota; Metazoa; Mollusca; Gastropoda; Physidae. Gene Ontology annotation, biological process: proteasome-mediated ubiquitin-dependent protein catabolic process. Gene Ontology annotation, cellular component: cytosol; nucleus; proteasome regulatory particle, base subcomplex. Gene Ontology annotation, molecular function: polyubiquitin modification-dependent protein binding.